Messenger RNA from Zeugodacus cucurbitae (melon fly), 4484 nucleotides. Its product is annotated as collagen alpha-1(I) chain. NCBI's taxonomy places the organism in Eukaryota, Metazoa, Arthropoda, Insecta, Diptera, Tephritidae. The transcript has 7 exons. The record is from RefSeq and is a predicted model, not a curated record. Bases 245 to 3718 code for a protein of 1157 amino acids.
UUGUUAAAUUGCUGCGUAUAUCCGCUUAAGUCUGCUCCAUUUAGGCGUCAAGCUUUGUGUCGGUGCUUGUGUAUUACUCAUAUUCAACUCGUGUGUGGGCGUUUUCGUACGUUUUUGGCUUGCAAUUGCGACUAAUAUACCGACGUAUAUAGAAGAAUCUAUGCAAAGUGGUGACAAUAAAUCCCAACGCCCAUAAUUUAGCAAACACGAUUUAGUCAUUUGUACGCCACGGCGAGCCAACGCAAUGACACGCUGGCAGCAGACACUACAAUUGGCCGUCGCUUGCAUUUUAGUGCAAUGCGCUCUCUCUCAAAACUACGAUAAGGAAAAUCGUCGCCUCAUUCUCCAAAUUAAAGACCAAAAAACGACCAACCAACAAUACUAUUCGUCGAAUUUCGAUACCAAUGCCUAUCGUUAUGGCUAUGAUAUCGGUAAGACGGGCAAUUUCCAUCAUGAGACCCGCGGUCCUGAUGGCGUUACCUACGGUUGUUACGGUUACGUCGAUCCCUAUCAUAUGUUACGUGCAACACAUUAUGUUGCCGAUACACACGGUUAUCGUACCGUUGAACCACAAAAACCAGUCGAGGUCUAUCCAGUAUAUGGCGAAAGAGGCCAUGGCGUAAUUUUGCAAUGGGAUGAGCUAUACUUCCCAAUUGGCUGUGGCAAGUUCGAAGGUGGCGCACGGCCAGAAUUUCCAGUAUUACAUUUGGGUGAUAAGAGUAAGCCUAGCGGUUUUACGCCAGGUUUCUCACUUUCUCACACACCGGGUGUGCAGAGCGGUUCAGCCAUUCUCAGCCCUGCUCUCCAUCCUUCACGUUAUGCUGAACGUGAGCGUAUACCCGCACCUUCGGCACAUGUUGUGGCCACAGUGCGACCUGGCGCCAAUGGACCAUAUCCAGGUGAUAAUGGUGGUGGCCAAUACACCGGCGGCAAUGGUCCAUAUAGCGGUGGAAAUGGUCCACACAAUAAUGGCAACGGUCCAUACAGUGGUGGAAAUGGCCCAUAUAAUGGCGGUAGCGGCAGUGGAAGCGGCAGCGGCAGUGGCAAAGGGCCACAGUACCCAGGCGGUUCAUCAGGUUUAGGUGGUAGCGGUAAUGGCGGCUAUGAUGGUGGCAGAGGAAGCGGCAACAAUGGCGGCGGCGGUCGUGGCAGCGGAGGUAGCGGUAGCGGCGGUGCUUACUCGCCCGGACCGCUCGGUGGAGUAGGUCCGGGUGGCCCAGGGGGGCCGGACGCAUUGGGAUAUAUAGAGUCCGGCUCUCCUGGGGGCCCGAAUGUAGCAGGAAAUGGUAAGAGUGAAGGUUUUGAUGGUCGUUAUAAAGGUAUUAAAGAAGGUCAAUAUGUCCCGGACAAUUCGGGCAAAUAUGUUCAUGUUGAAGGUCCAACUGGUCCACCAGCUCAACCCUAUGUGCACAUUGAGGGACCAAGCGGCGGUUUUGGCGGUGAAGGCGGCGUAGGCGGCAAAGGCAAUGGCGGCGGCGUAGGACCAGGCGGCCCAGGCGGUCCAAAGGGACCCGGCGGUCCAAAGGGACCUGGCGGCCCAAAGGGUCCACCCGGCCCACCUGGUCCACCCGGACCACCAGGACCAUUCGGCCCAACUGGACCGGGACCUAAGGGACCAAAUGGCCCACCCGGACCACCCGGCCCACCUGGACCAACACGUCCCGGCCCUCCAGGACCACCCGGACCACCCGGCCCAACUCGUCCCGGCCCAGGCGGACCACCUGGACCACCAGGCCCAACUCGUCCCGGACCACCAGGCCCACCCGGACCAACACGUCCCGGCCCACCCGGACCACCAGGACCAAAUCGUCCAGGCCCACCAGGACCCCAACCACCAUACAAACCAAGUGAUCCAAGAGAAUCAAAUAAGAAUACACCCGGCUAUUUGCCACCCGUCUCAAAAACUGGUAAAAUAACGCAACCCAUACAAUCAUCAUCAUUAGUUUUGGAGGGUGAAAUACCCGCGAAAAACACAUAUACCACCACAAAUACACAAACAUCUUACGUGCCAAAUUAUGGUAGUAAUAAUGAUUAUGCACAAAAGAAGGUCACCACCACCACCACUACCCACACAACCAACACCAAUACCAAUACUAAUACUCAAUUUAAUAAUAAUAUUAAAACAACACCACUAACCAAUGUUCCCCCUUCUUUUCCUCCCUCUCCUCCCAAAACCAUCACCACCACAACCACGACCAACACAAACACGAACACGAAUACGAAUAUACCGAAUGUACCAAAUGUACCGGUUAAUCCGCCAAAUUCCUAUCAACAAAAUAAUAAAUACUUGCCACCCAAUCGUGGACCCAUUACGAACACCUUCAAUCGACAGGAUAUAUCUAUUGAGAAGGAAAAACCGUACAAGACAAUAACCACAACAACUACAACAAACACAAAUACCGGUAAUAAAUAUGAGCACAGCGUCGACAAGAAUACCUAUCCAAAUCAAAUUCAAAAGACAAAUAUCAAUACAGACAGAGAGACAGGACAGAAAAUCACACUAGUAGGCGGUGGUCAGAAGGUAACUACAACAACAUUCGAACAAACACCCGGUGUCUAUACUGGACAGAAGGUAACCACACAAAAGGAAACCAACGUCUAUGGGCAAAUACCCGGUUACCCAGUUGGACAAAAAGUUGUCGAAAAAGUAACAACCACAACAGCGACGAAACAAAACGUACCUAGCUAUCCAACCGGACAGCGGGUCGUUGAGAAAGUGACCACCACAACAACAAAUACCAAUAGAAAUGACGGUUACAAGCCCAGUCCACCAACAAGCGGUCAAAAGAAUGUAGUUACCAAUACCAUUACGAAUUACCAAACGCCACGUCCCGCCUAUCCAACGACCGAAAUAAAUAACGAACGUCUGUGCUCAUGCAAUGCGGAUCGUACGCAUUCAACCCAACAACAACAACAAACUACAAUAGGUACUCAACAAUCAACAACCUCGUCCUUUGGUAAACCAACGUCAGAUAGUAAACUGUAUAAUCAACAACAAUUCACAACACAAACAACAACCGCAUCGGGCGGCCAAACGAUCUUUGGCGGUAUAACAAACUCCAUGUCGUUGUUACAACAAUUGCCGGUGUUUCCACAAGCGCCAGGCUAUGCCGCCUCAUAUGCACCGGACAAGAUACCGAAAGGUGCUGUUAUAGCAUUUAUGCCGGUAAUCAUAUUACCACAAUCAGCUUAUGAACAAUGCGAUAAUAUAGCGAACGAUAGAUACCAACAAAAUGUCGACUCCUUCCCAUUGGGCGUGCAACCAGCACCAAUCCCAUUUAGCUUUAGUCAGAUUACAGGUGGUGCACGUAAAGAUCAAUGCAUGUGCCCAUGCUCUUGCACACAAAACAUACCAGACAGACUACAUAAGAAACGUGAGACGAACGCCAGUGAAGGACUGAACGCAACCGUAGCCGUAGACAACGAGCAAGUGACCGUAGAAGAAGUGAAAGCGAUAGAAGCUACAGAGAUGAACGAACAAGCGGAGACAAAAGUAACGGACAAUAAGAUAGUGGACACGACAGCAGCAAGCACAGAAAAUGUAGACACCACACAGCAAUCGACAUCAGCUGUGGUGGAGACAGCCGAACCGGUAGCGUUGGUUGGCGAAGCGACUGCAGCGACAGUAACGAUAAACGAAGACGUUAAAGUUGAAACUGAAAGCGAAAAGAUCGAAGAUCCGACCACAAGUGUUGUGGUCGAAGAAAAGAAAGACUAAAGCGACGUUAUGACGAACGACGUUACAAUUACAAUACAAUUUGUCAUCUACAUACACACAAAAGAUCAUGCCAAGAAAUCCUCUCCUAUUUAGGGAUGACAAAAUAUCUUAUCUAAGGAUAACACACGUAAUAACGCCGUCCGUUAGCAAAACAAAACAAGUGAACGUCCAACCACAGCAAUCGACAACCAAUCAACGUCCCGUUAUCCUACAUCCUCUCCGCACGCAUCCCAACAUACGCUUGUUGCUUGCUUAGUUAGUUCAGUUGGUGUUCUUUAUUGGACACACUGCUGAUUAAGCAAGCAAUCCCGGUACCGUUCCUGCAUAUGACGUGCCUGGCAGUUGGUCCAUUUCCUAAUGUGUUCCCACCCCCGUCUAAAAGCAACACGCUACAUACUCCCGCUCCCGUCCUUACAUCCUCAACAUUCCGGAAUCCUGCUCCCAAAUACCAAGCGUAGCAAGCAUAUCCCGACAUCCUGUUCCUGAUUCCGUACCGGCUCCAUACGUCCAGUUCCCGAUUUUGUGUUCAUGUCCUUACAAUGUUUAAUUAUAAGCAAAAACAAAAAAAAAAAAGAAACAAUACAUUGUAAGCACUAAAAGAUGUAAGAGUUAACGCAGUAAUGUAGAGAAAGAGAUUGUAAUGAAGUAUAAGAAACAGCAGAAGAAGAUGAAGAUGAUGAAGAAAAGACAAAAAAUACUCUUAGAUAUAUAAUUUAUGUAUAAAAUCGAUGUAAAUGAGAACGCACGAACUUCUACUUCCGUCUUU